Clarias gariepinus (North African catfish) is the source of this 855-nucleotide messenger RNA. RefSeq names its product signal sequence receptor, delta (gene ssr4). The coding region runs from base 86 to 592 and encodes 168 amino acids. Gene Ontology annotation, cellular component: membrane; endomembrane system; endoplasmic reticulum. The transcript has 6 exons. The record is from RefSeq and is a predicted model, not a curated record. NCBI's taxonomy places the organism in Eukaryota, Metazoa, Chordata, Actinopteri, Siluriformes, Clariidae.
UGUACGUUUCAUUGGCUGCUCUUUGGCUGCUCUUUCCUGUCUGAAGUUGCUUGCUCUGGGUUACUGCGACCAACUAAGAAGCAAAAUGAGGCGAAUAAUUGUAGCUGUUUUGGCUCUGUGUCUGACUCUUUGUGCAGCUGACACUUGCACAGAGCCAGUGAUCUCCACCUCAUCAUACACAACAGGUGAUGCAGUGAUCUCCUCCGAGACAGUCUUCAUUGUUGAGCUGAGUCUGGCAUGUGGAAAUGGAGUUCAGAGUGUUGCUCUUUACGCAGAUGUUAAUGGCAAACAGUUUCCUGUAACCAGAGGUCAGGAUGUUGGAAAAUAUCAGGUUUCCUGGAGUGUUCCCCACAAACAAGCCAGCUCAGGAACAUAUCAAGUAAAGUUCUUUGAUGAGGAGGCUUACAGUGCCUUGCGUAAGGCCCAGAGAAAUAAUGAAGAUGUAGACGCGAUUAAGCCACUGUUUUCUGUCAAUGUCGAGCACAGGGGUGCAUGGAACGGUCCUUGGGUGUCCUCUGAGGUCUUGGCGGCAAUCGUCGGCAUCGUCCUGUAUUACUUGGCAUACAGCACUAAGAGCUCAAUUCAGGCAUAAAUAUCUCAGUGGAUGAAAUCGUGAAAAGCAACUCAGUCGUGUAAACAUAAUUCAUAACCCAUUUUUUUUCUAUCAGAGAGUGCUCAUGUUUUGUAAGCAAUUUGUUCUAGCCAGGAGAUUUUUGGAAGCAGUUAGGAGAAGCCUGAGUAAUAACCUGUGUAUCUGUGUUAUUAGAUGUGUACUUGAUGUUCUGAGGACACAUUCUGGCUUUUGGAAUGUCUGCUUGUCAAUGAAAUUCAUUGAAUAAAAAUUAAAAUUUUUAA